Capronia coronata CBS 617.96 is the source of this 753-nucleotide messenger RNA. RefSeq lists its product as uncharacterized. The record is from RefSeq and is a predicted model, not a curated record. Gene Ontology annotation, cellular component: mediator complex. Lineage: Eukaryota; Fungi; Ascomycota; Eurotiomycetes; Chaetothyriales; Herpotrichiellaceae. Gene Ontology annotation, biological process: regulation of transcription by RNA polymerase II. Gene Ontology annotation, molecular function: transcription coregulator activity. The coding region runs from base 1 to 753 and encodes 250 amino acids. The transcript has a single exon.
AUGCCAUCUGCGUCGUCCCCUCCCUCGUCGCACCCCGACAUCCCACCGUUUCCCGCGCCAUCAACCUUCUCCAUCCUUCCCGACAUCUACCUCCUCAUCGCACGGCUGAAUAUCCUACAACAUCCUCCUAACCCUACUUCUACUUCCAUUUCAGAUCCAGCGUCAACGCAACAGGUGUCGUCCACGUCACAAGCCCAGACUCAGACUCAGACUCAGACACAACCCCAAGUCGAAUCACAGACGCAAUCACUGUCACAACCACAUCAGCCAACAUCUGACGCGACUUCUACUCUCCAACAAUCCCAAUCCCUAUCACAGACACAGUCGGCAUCACUGUCCUUCUCUGUGCCAUCCUCGCAAAUCCCUCUCCUCCAGACAGGCCCACCGGUAGACCUUAAAGAGUUACCCGCGCAAGUCUACCCGAUCAAGCAGAAACUCGUCAAAGCCCGGGCCGCAGUUACAGCAUUACCAGAUAUCGAGAGGUCAGUGGACGAGCAGGAGCAAGAGAUCCGCGAGUUGGAAAGGACGGUAGGGCUGUUGAAGAAGCGAUUGGGCCUGUUGGCUUCUGUUGCGACUGGUAUGGCGACGGCGCCGGGGUCGAGUGGAAAUGACGUGAAUAAUAUUGGUUCGAGUAUGAAGAGAGAUGGAGACAUCAUGGAGGAUAUCCAGGACGCACCGGAUGGGGGCGAUGCUGUGUCGAACGUGAAGCAAGAAGGCGAAACUGAUAGUAUCAUGCAGGGUGUCGAAGGCUGA